Ipomoea nil (Japanese morning glory) is the source of this 2308-nucleotide messenger RNA. RefSeq lists its product as uncharacterized. Lineage: Eukaryota; Viridiplantae; Streptophyta; Magnoliopsida; Solanales; Convolvulaceae. The coding region runs from base 1150 to 1770 and encodes 206 amino acids. The record is from RefSeq and is a predicted model, not a curated record. The transcript is spliced from 7 exons.
CAUUUCGGAUUUCUCUCUCUCUCUCUCUCUCUCUCCCUCUGUCUCUCUCUCUCCUCUAUUUAUUUCUAUAGCUUGGAGUAAAAUGCAAGAGCAAGCACAUGUCAGUUCCAUUGCAACCAAAUUUAUUCCUUCUAGCAGUGAAAGAUCUUCCAGCUCUGCCUCCAUAUCAAAGUCAAAGAAGUUUCUUUUUAUUUAUUUAUUUUGGGGCUAAUUUGUAGAGCAUUUUGCCAGUUGUCUGGUUAAACUUUGAUAUUUAUCUAAAAUUUGGCGUUAUUUUACUUGAGAUCUGAUUUUUAUUAUGUUUUCUGGGUUAAUUUGUGAAGGUAUAGAUUUACGUGCGUGUAGGCUUUGAAAAAAUUUGGACUUUUUUUGUUUCCAUCUGAGUGUUAUUAUGCUGCUGGCUAGCGGCAGUCGGUGCCAGUCUGCUGAAAUCUGAGGAGAUACUAGAGGGAGUUGCAAGCCUUCAUCUACCGCUGGUAUAUAUGUAUUGUUUAUUUAUGUUUUUCUUUCAUUUGCAGCAUAAAGUCUAGAACAUUGGACGGUUCACACAUCUACGUAUGGAAGACUUCAUCUACCGCUGGUCUUCCGCUCCCGUAUUUGCCGCUGGUCAAUAUUUUUGCAAGACUUCACUGGUGUACGUAUCACUCAGUAUUCCGGAAUGGCAAUCCGCUGGUGUUUCAUUCCCGGAAGAACAAGGAGGACAAAUAGGUUUUGCUGCACAGACAUAUUGGUUUGAACCAGUAAGCAACUCCACAGAAUACAAGUUAACAGCAGAUAGAGGUCAAGCCUUCUUUUCAAACUGAAGUUUUUGUUGAAGAGGAGCUUCAAGGAGAAGCUUAGGAGGGAAAAGGAAAAAGUCUUUUGGUCUACAAAGGUUAUGAGUAGCUUUGGAGAGCGCGCUAGUGGACCGUUAGAUAGCGUAGUUCUUCGUGUUUUCCCUUGUUUAGACUUAGGGCCUGUGUGCCUUAUUUCCUAUGACCUUGUUAUUGACUUUUGGUUUAGAUUUAGCAUGUGCACCUAUGUUGAGAUAUGUGUGGCAUAGCACCUCCGUAUUUAGUCUUUGCUUCUGCUUUACCGUAAUGGAUAAUUAGUUUUCUUUUCCUUUAAUUUAAGCUUUUAAAUUUUGGUAAAAUCGGGGGUGUUACAAUUAUGUUUUCAAAUCUCUCCAUAUUUCUUUUUCUGAGACUUAUUUCCAAGAAACAGCUAACUAAGUUCUCAUGUACAAAGGUAGGUUCUUGGACCCAAUCAUAUAUGGGAGAUAUCAUGAAAGACAUUUUGGGAUCGCUUUUACCAGAAUUCUCAUCAGAAGACUUGGAAAAGCUAAAAACAGGAUUGAAUUUUAUCGCAAUCAACCUCUACACCAGUUUCUAUGUGCAGGAUUGCAUGUAUUCUGCUUGUGGACCUGUAGAUGGUAACACCAGGAUGGAAGGUUUCAUUGGAAAAAGUUCAAUCAAGAAUGGAAUUCCUAUUAGGGAAUCUCUGAUGCCAUAUUGCUUGAGUUUCAGCACUACAUUGCUCAUCCCCACCACUCUGGUUCCUCAAAUGGGAGGAGGAAAGGAGAGAAUUUCAGAAUGCAUUUGGAAGCAAAGGGAAUUAUGUAUAUUCCAAUUUCAACACCACCUGUUCUUUCUCCUUUACAACACCAUGGUUCUGCAGAAGAAUCAUUAUGGAUCUCUUCACAAAAAUAAACUUACAAGAAAAAAUAGACAUGAAUGUAUUUCAAUUAUUGAGGAUGGCUCUAGCAUGCCAGUGAAAGAGGCCUCAUCAUAAAUCCUUGGAGUACACUCUUAUGACUAGCCCCACUCUUUGAUGCCCCUACAGUAUUAAAACCACCAGAAGUAUCGGCGAGAGUAGGAUGAACAUCACCACCGCCACCACCACCAGGCCCCAACCGCCCCCAUCUCUAUCUUUAUCUCUCUUAUAUCUCUUGCCGCCGUACCGCACUUCUCUUACUUCAAUUUGUUGCUCUCGAGCUUGGCUACUGCAUGGAGGUCACAUGUUGAACCGGGUCUCGCAAAAGAAAUGUCACAUGUGUCGUUACCUUCUUCCAAAAUGGAAGAAGCAACGUUUACCGUUGCCUUCUUCCGGAUUAGAAGAAGGCAAAGUUUGUUGUUGCCUUCUUCUAGAACGGAAGAGGCAACGUUUGCGGUUGCCUUCAUCCAGAACGGAAGAGGCAACAUUUGCAGUUGCCUUCUUCUGGGAGAAGGCAACGACAAACGUGGCCUCCUUCCGGAACUUUAGAGUUUUUUUUUUUUUUUUUUUAAAUAGCCAUUGGAGGUUGAAGGCAAUUGUUUUAUAUUUAUGUUUU